Molecule: messenger RNA, 3270 nt
Organism: Anopheles maculipalpis
Lineage: Eukaryota; Metazoa; Arthropoda; Insecta; Diptera; Culicidae
Gene: Klp61F
Product: kinesin-like protein Klp61F
Exons: 6
Coding region: 1-3270 (1089 amino acids)
Biological process (GO): mitotic spindle assembly; microtubule-based movement
Cellular component (GO): spindle microtubule; nucleus
Molecular function (GO): microtubule binding; plus-end-directed microtubule motor activity; ATP binding
Source: RefSeq, a predicted model, not a curated record
AUGGACGCCAGCAAUGGGAAUCAUUCAAACAAUGCCAACAAGCCAGUGAAAUGUAACCAAAAUGUGCAGGUUUACGUUCGUGUUCGACCAGUGAACAGCCGGGAGCGGCUGAUCCGUUCGAUGGAGGUAGUGGAGGUAGUUUCAACCCGUGAGCUGCACCUAAAGUCGAGCUACACUGAUUCACGAACGUCCAAAAAGUUCACCUUUGAUCGUACCUUUGCACCGAACUCGAAACAGCAUGAGGUGUACCAGGGAGUGGUGGCACCGUACAUCGAGGAGGUACUGUCGGGAUUUAACUGCACUGUGUUCGCUUACGGCCAAACCGGUACAGGCAAAACCUUCACAAUGGUCGGUGAGGAAGAGCCGGAACUGAGUGCGGCCUGGGAAGAUGAUACGCAGAUUGGCAUCAUUCCACGGGCGGUGAAUCAUCUGUUCGACGAGCUGCGGAUGACGGAGUUGGAGUUUUCGAUGCGUAUAUCUUACCUCGAGCUGUACAAUGAAGAACUUUGCGAUCUUCUUUCAAAGGACGAUACCGUUAAGAUACGGAUCUUUGAUGAUGUGCAAAAGAAAGGUUCGGUGAUCGUGCAGGGUCUCGAGGAGAUCCCGGUACACAGUAAGGAUGACGUUUACAAGCUGCUAGCGAAAGGUCAGGAACGUCGCAAAACCGCCUCCACACUGAUGAACGCUCAAUCGUCCCGAUCGCACACAAUCUUCUCGAUCAUCGUGCACAUAAAGGAGAAUGGUAUUGAUGGGGAGGAAAUGUUAAAAAUUGGUAAACUGAAUCUUGUCGAUUUGGCCGGCAGUGAGAACAUCUCGAAAGCGGGCAACGAGAAAGGUAUACGGACGCGCGAAUCGGUAAACAUUAACCAAUCGCUGCUGACACUCGGUCGCGUAAUAACGGCACUGGUAGAGAAAACGCCUCACAUCCCGUACCGUGAGUCGAAGCUUACGCGCUUGCUGCAGGAAUCACUCGGCGGGCGUACAAAAACAUCGAUCAUUGCAACCGUAUCACCCGGUAACAAAGAUUUUGAAGAAACACUUAGCACACUAGAGUACGCGCAUCGUGCUAAAAACAUUCAAAACAAACCGGAAGCGAACCAGAAAUUGUCGAAAAAGACGGUCAUUAAGGAGUACACGGAGGAGAUCGAUCGGCUGAAGCGCGAUCUAAUGGCAGCACGGGACAAGAACGGUAUCUACCUGGCUGAGGAUACGUACAACGAGAUGGUUUACAAAUCGGAAGCGGCCACAAAAGAGUUGAACGAUAAAUCGGCCCUAAUCAAGGCGCUCAAGGAGGAUCUGGCGAAGAAGGAAUCAAUCUUCAAGGAGGUAGCUUGUAGUUUGGCCGAACGCGAGGAAGAGCUACGCCGUACAGCGAACGAUUUGGGACAAACACGUACCGAGCUAUCGAACACGAAGCGCAGUCUUUCGAAAACCAAGCGAAGAUACGUGGAGAAGAAAGUGAUAUUGCAGCACCAUUUGCGAACGGAAGAAAUGCUUACCGGGCAGGCGAAGGAGUUGAUCAGCGUGGUAGAAACAGUGACGGAAGAUACGAACGGUUUGCAUGAUACAGUUGAGCGUCGUCGGGAGAUUGAUAAUAAAAACAAAAGCGCUUCGGAGCAGUUUGUCGAUCGCGUGCGUGAUCGCAUUCGUACAAUACAGGAUGAUGUGGGCAAAAUGGCAGAGGAAUGCAAUCGGCUAACAGUGACCAUGAACGUUGGAUGGGAAAGCUACAGCCAGCAGCAAGAACAAUUGCACAACGAAACCAAGGCACAGCUUACGGCGCUAGAAACCAUGAACCAAAACCUGCUGCAACAGAACGCUACACUCGUAGAAGCAUUCAAAGCGACACUGGAGGAAAACAUGAACGUAGGGCGAGAUGACAUUGUUCGCUUUCUUGCCCAAAUAGAACAAUCCCGUGGCGUGCUGAUGCAAUCGUUUACCGGUACGAUAGAAAAGCUAAUGCUCGGCAUCCAGCGCACCCUGGACACGCAGCUCGAGCAGACGCGCAAACAGUUCGAUCGUAUGAUCGUGCACGGCCAAACGCGUGACACGAAAUGUGCCGAAUUUUGUCAAACAUUUACCGGGCAGCUGGCCGAUCUCGAAGCGAUAACGGCCACCUUCGAAAGCCAUCACACACGUCUGCAGGAUUAUGUGAAACAAUCGAACGACGAGCAACAAAAAGAGCUGGAAGCGGCGAAAGAAUUUGAGCAAAACUUAAAGUCGUUAUUGGAACAGCAAGUGAAUGGAGUGCAGCGACUUAUGCAGCAAAUGACCGCAUCCAAGCGUCAGCAAUCACAGCUUACACAGAUCGUGGUUGGAGUUUCGGACGAGUUGAUCAACCAAGGAAGGCAAGCUGCCGGACAAUUGCAGGCGAUUCGUGGAUCGAUUGAAGAAAAGACGAAAACGGUACAAGAAUCCACCAUGGAAAGGGACCGGCAUGUGGCGGAAUGUGAUGCAUUGGUACAACAACACCAAUCUGCGGUAAAGCAAGAGCUUGCAGCUGUGGACCUUUCGAUUGUCGAUGCAAAUAGUCAAACGAUCGUCAAUGCACUUGAGGAACAGCGUGCUCGACUGUCAGCCGCGCAGGAAGAAACACAAGCUAAGCUGCAUGAAUUCACCCAAAGCUUUGAAGCACAAAAUGAUCGGUACGGACAUGCCCAGGAGGAAGGUAUUGGCCUUGUGGUGGGUGGCUUACAAGCACAGCAACAUGUAAGACAACAGUAUGGCAGCACUUCCAGUGAUCAUACGCAACGCAUCGGACAAACGAUAGAAUCAUACGAACGGCGAACGAAGGACGAACAGCUGCACGAACUUCAGUGCGAGUUCGAACGAUUCCAUGCGAACGAUCUAACUUUCUACCAACCGACGGGUAAAACACCGAUCCGCAAGAAGGUUAAUUACCCGCGGGAAAUUGCCAUGGCUUCGCCCGAUGAGCGCAUACUUAGACGUUUUUGGCGCGAACGCGGUAUGGUGGAAUUAGAUCUUUCUACAACAAUUUGUGAGGACAUGGAAGAGAUGCAUCCGCUUGAUAGAAGUGAUACAGUGAAAGUGCACGAAAUAAGAAACUCGACCCCAUUGAUGCAACGGUCAAGUACGACGAAUCUGGACGAAGAUAGGCAACAUUUUAAAGAGCUGCAGAUUUCCAACAUUGCUUCAAAGAUCAAUUCCGUGCAAAUGCUUGAAGAAAGUGUGGAAGAAAACAAAGAGAACGGUGGCGACAUUGUGGAUCGUUUGUGCACGGAAAAGGGUCCAAUUAUCAUUUCACCGUAG